Pelecanus crispus (Dalmatian pelican) is the source of this 1104-nucleotide messenger RNA. Lineage: Eukaryota; Metazoa; Chordata; Aves; Pelecaniformes; Pelecanidae. The record is from RefSeq and is a predicted model, not a curated record.
GAAAAUAAGAAAAGAAAGCCUACAGAAGAAGCGGAGAAAGCGACAGAAGAACAGAGCUCACCUGCUGUACAGGAACCUCCUCUAAAAGCAAAGAAAGCCAGAAAGAAGGAACUCUCCAAAGCGGAGAAAAACUUGGCAAAUAGAGAGAGCGCUUUGGACCGGGCAGAUGAAGAGGAGGAGCAAAAACUGUCUCAAAACAAGGCAAAGCAAAAAAAAGGAGCUUCUCAUGCCAUCACCAAAAGCGUUGUUGAUUCGGAUACAGGCACUACUGUAAAACAACAACAAAAAAAAAAGGUGACUGAUGAAACGGUAAACAGAAGAACAGUGUUUGUUGGAAACUUGCCUGUCACCUGUACUGUCCAGGCGCUGAAAUCUCUUUUUAAAGAGUAUGGACAAAUAAAAUCCAUUCGAUUCCGGUCUUUGGUUCCAGCAGAAGAUACUUUAUCCAAAAAGUUAGCAGCAAUAAAGCAUAAGGUGCACCCUAAUGCGAAGUUCGUUAAUGCUUAUGUUGUAUUUAAGGAAGAGUGUGAUGCCAUUAAGGCUCUAAAUGAAAAUGGAACAGAAAUUGCUAGCGGAUUUCACAUCAGAGUUGACAUUGCAUCAAAAAACAGUUCGCAUGACAAUAAACGAUCUGUAUUCUUGGGAAAUCUCUCAUAUGACAUCAGUGAUGAUGCUGUGCGAGAACACUUUUCUGUCUGUGGAGGUGUAGUAGCAGUGCGAAUUGUGAGAGACAGGAAGACCGGCUUGGGGAAAGGCUUCGGCUACGUUCUCUUCGAGAAUACGGAUGCUGUACAUCUUGCUCUGAAACUCAACAACUCUGUUCUGAUGGGAAGAAAGAUAAGAGUGAAGCGCUGUGGAGACAAGUGGAAAGCACCACAGAAAAGUCCAGAUCAGUCUCGUGCUCCUAAGGACAGAGUUGAUACCACAUCAAAAAACAAGAAGUGCUCUAAUGACUCGUUUGUGGGUGAAAAAGCAAUCCCGCUAAAGAAGAGCACUAAACCGAAAAGACUAAAAACUCUUCCUGGAAAUAAAACUGGGAAAAACAAACAGUCUUUUGAUAAAAAUCGAAUGUAUAAAAGCGUUGAUUAUCAUUGCAAAGAUUGA